AUGAAUACGUUUAAAAAGCAGAAUUUCCUUGCUAAGAAAUACCAUCAGACCCAGGCCAAUGUUCGGGGCAAGUACAGGUCAUACUCUGCCAAUGAUUUGCAUGAGGCAUAUACUGUAGUGGUUGAGCAAGGUCUACCUGUUGAGAGAGUUGCCAAAUGUUUCAACAUUCCUAUCACUACACUGAAGGACAGAGUGAAGGGCAGAGUGCAUAUUGAUACUGUCAGGUCUGGUCCUCAAACCAUGUUUACGUUGGAGCAAGAGGCUUUUCUCUGCAAACAUUUAACAACUAUGGCUGAGAUAGGAUUUGGUUAUUCAAGACAAGAGACAAUCAAUCUUGCAACAGACUAUGCUGUACAUUUGGGAAUCCGGGAGAAAAGCAAACCUUUUAGCCUCACGUGGCUUUACAGUUUUCUUGACAGAUGGCCUGAAUUAAAGGUGAAAAAGCCACGCAGUCUAGAAAAUGCUCGUGCAAAAUCAGCAACACGCCCUACUAUUGACCGGUAUUUUACUGAACUGAACUCCAUCCUUACCAAGUACAACUUGAAGGAUAAGCCCUCCCACAUUUUUAACAUUGAUGAAAAGGGCCUUAAUCUGGAACAUAAACCUCCAAAGAUUGUUGCAGGUGCUCAUAACAAAACGCAAGCCGUAACAGCUGGAAGGUCCAAAACAGUUACUGUUAUUGGUGGUGGAAAUGCUCUGGGUCAACAGAUACCACCAUUUUUCAUUUUUCCAGGAGCUAGGAUGCAGCCAGCAUUGAUGGAAGGGGCAACACCAGGGGCUAAUGGAACCGUAUCAGAAUCUGGUUGGUCCAACACAGAGAUCUUCGGUAAAUAUAUGAAGGAACACUUAGAGCCACUUUUGCCAGCACGAAGCAGUGACAGCCCAGUACAGAUAUUGUAUGAUGGUCAUAAGAGCCACGUAUCACUAGGGUUAGUAGAGUGGGCACGAGAGCAGCACUUAUCUUUGUUUGUACUUCCACCACAUUGCUCGCACUUGUUACAGCCCAUGGACGUGUCAUGCUUUGGUCCAUUUGAAGUUGGCUGGAAUGCAGCAUGCCACCACCACAUGAGGGAGUCAGGUGGGCGUGUAGUCACACGGUACGAGGUGGGCCACAUCGCGAGCAAGGUAUACAGCUCUACUGUGACACCUUUAAACAUACAGUCAGCAUUCAAGCGAUGUGGAAUAUUCCCCUUCAAUCCUGAUGUCAUCAGUGACAAAUCCAUAGCACCAUCAUUGACAUUUCAGCCACGUCCUGAACCUAGCACAUGUCCUGAUGAGCAACAAG
Mercenaria mercenaria is the source of this 1285-nucleotide messenger RNA. RefSeq lists its product as uncharacterized. The transcript has 2 exons. Gene Ontology annotation, cellular component: nucleus. Gene Ontology annotation, molecular function: DNA binding. The record is from RefSeq and is a predicted model, not a curated record. The annotation marks the transcript as partial. NCBI's taxonomy places the organism in Eukaryota, Metazoa, Mollusca, Bivalvia, Venerida, Veneridae.